Molecule: messenger RNA, 1340 nt
Organism: Amphiprion ocellaris (clown anemonefish)
Lineage: Eukaryota; Metazoa; Chordata; Actinopteri; Pomacentridae
Product: transmembrane protein 47-like
Exons: 3
Coding region: 85-624 (179 amino acids)
Biological process (GO): cell-cell adhesion
Cellular component (GO): cell-cell junction
Source: RefSeq, a predicted model, not a curated record
CAGCUGGACAGAAACACGGUGAGAGCAGUAAAGGCUUUAGCGGAGGCAGCAGACGGACCUGCAGCUCGUGUAUCCGGAUGAAAGAUGUCUGUGAACGAGGUUUAUGUGUUCCGACCCUUCAAGCUGAUCGCGCUGCUCUGCGUCUUCCUGGCUCUGUGUCUGGACGUGGUGGCUCUGCUCAGCCCGGCCUGGGUCACCGCCGACCACUUCUCCCAGUCUCUGUGGGAGUCCUGCUCCCAGUCCGAGGCCCGGCAUCCCACCGAGGAGGCUCCGUGGAGCUGCUUCUCCACCCUCGCAUCUGACUGGCAGAUUGCCACCCUGGUGCUGCUGGGGACCGGAGCGGUCGCAACUCUGGUGGCCUUUCUGGUGGCCCUCAUCUCCCUGUGUAGAGGCACCCAGAGACAACACUACCGCACUGUGGCGGUGUUCCUCUUCACUGCAGUGGUUCUGCAGGCCUGCGCUCUGGUCCUCUACCCGAUCAAGUUCAUCGACGGAACCGUUCUGCAGACCUAUCAUGAGUUCAACUGGGGCUACGGGCUCGGCUGGGGAGCCACCAUCUUCAUGCUGGGCGGAGGGAUCCUCUUCUGUCUGCGGACGGACAUAUACGAGGAUGCGAUGUACUAAUCCUUCAUCAGCCCUCGCUGCAGGGAAAACACACAAACGCCAACAUAGACCUUCUUCACUCUGCACACGGCCGAUAUGAGCACAGACCUUAUCUCUCAGUUUCUCUUGCCGUCUUGCUCUCUUUGUUAUUUUUGGAAGAGGUUAUGAAGGCCUAAUUUAGGCCACGGCUGUAUGAAUAGAAUGCCCCCCUCCCACCUCCGUGCAGCCAGUGGGUCCCUCAGCCCUGCCGGUAUCGGGGGCGAGGUGGCAAAGCUGAAGCAGGGAGAUUUUUCUGGACAGGCUCGAGCCACUGUGCUGGACGUUUCCACUGCACGAUGACCUGAAUCUCUAUUGUUAGAGAGAAACAGGACAGUAGAUUCUCUGCACAGUCCUGAAUGUGCAGCGGUUGAAUAUUUAAUGGGACUGAUUCGUCUCCACAUUUCCUUUUUUUUAAUCAUUUUUGUAGCUUUUCAUGAGGAUAAGCUUGUGUUAAUGUAUUUAUGGCAUCAUUUUCCACUUCUAAAUAUUGAAAACCUGAACUUCUCACUCUGUCUUCGCUGAAACAUAUCUAGUAAGUGUAAAUUAGUCAGCUUUGAUACAUGCUAUCGAGUGUUUAUAGUUUGUUUGGGGGAAAAAAAAUCACACCAGUUUGUCUUGAAUGAAAAAUGUAAAUGUGUACAAAGUAUUUCUACAUGAAGGAGAAUUCAGAAUAAAUGACUGUAGUUUUGGGAGCAGUA